GCUUCUACACUUUCAAGACAACAACAUGAAGGUUCUGAUUCUCGCUGCAUUGAUCGCCGUCGUUGCCUCCCAGGGUUACCCCAAGUCACAAUACUCCAAGCCGCAGUACCCCAAGCCGCAGUACCCCAAGCCACAAUAUCCCACUCCGGCAUACCCUGCACCUUCAUACCCUACUCCGGCGUACAAAGCUCCAGCCUACCCAGCACCCGCCUAUCCUUCUCCGGCUUAUGCCAAAACUCCUGAAUACGCUCCUAUGCCAUACAACUUCAACUGGGCCGUUAAGGACGAUCCCUCUUACAACGAUUACGCUCACCAAGAGACUGCUGAUGACAAGGGUUACGUUACCGGAUCUUACCGCACUCUUCUUCCUGAUGGUCGCACUCAGAUCGUCGACUACAAAGCCGAUGACUACACUGGAUACGUCGCUGAUGUCAAAUACGACGGGGAGGCCAAGGAAUACAAGCCAGCUUACAAACCCGCUGGUUACGCAAGCCCAGCGUACCCAAACCCAUCUUACCCAAGCCCAGCUUAUUCUGCACCUAAAUAUCCAAGCCCGUCAUAUCCUAGUCCGUCCUACUCAUCCCCUAAGUAUCCAACCAAAUAUUAGAUGAGUCAGCCCAGUCAUAAACCAACUAUAAACUAAACGCGCAAACCGAAAAUACAUUCUAUCGUAACAAACAA
Molecule: messenger RNA, 681 nt
Organism: Daphnia carinata
Lineage: Eukaryota; Metazoa; Arthropoda; Branchiopoda; Diplostraca; Daphniidae
Product: adhesive plaque matrix protein-like
Exons: 3
Coding region: 26-607 (193 amino acids)
Cellular component (GO): extracellular matrix
Source: RefSeq, a predicted model, not a curated record